AUGAGACAAGCUCAACCGUGGAUGAUUGCUCUUCAGGCUAAACUUUCCGAGCUCACAGAGGUCGAUGGGUCUGCAAGGCUCACUGUGGGUAAUACUAUAGUCCUUGUUUCUGUAGCUGGGCCCUUAGAAGCUAAGCCCAGACAAGAGUUGCCUACUCAAGCCAGUUUGGAGAUUGUUGUGCGUCCAAGUCGAGGACUAAGCUCAACAAGAGAAAAGGUUCUUGAGGACUUACUUAGGUCAGUACUUCAGCUGGUAAUUAUUCGUCACCAAUACCCACGUCAGCUAAUUCAGAUAGUUGUCCAAUUCCUCACAACCGACCUCGACAGAGAAGGAGCUAUCGUUAUAUCAGGAGACACAGCUGCUUCAGGUGGUGCUUUCACGUCAAACGAGCUCAGUGCUGCAUUAAACGCUUGCUACUUUGCUUUGAUUGACGCCAAUGUGGCUCUUUACAACUCCUUUGCAGCGGUUUCGGUGGCCAUCGACCAGGAUGGUAAAUGUAUGGAGACCCCGUCUCUCAAACAACUACAAAACAGCUCGAGCCAUCAUGUAGUCUGCUUUGAUAUAAGAGACCAAAAGUCACACAAAAUAUUGCUAGUCGAAAGUAAUGGCACCUUUUCUGAAGAAGAACUCAUAAAAGUUAUUGAGCUUGCGGCUACAGCUACCCAGAAGAUACACACAUCAUGCCAGAGACCAUUAGUUGAAGACAAGGUUAAGCUGGACUUCAUCUGGUCGAGCUGA
Messenger RNA from Candidozyma auris, 738 nucleotides. RefSeq names its product exosome non-catalytic core subunit RRP46. Gene Ontology annotation, biological process: U4 snRNA 3'-end processing; nuclear mRNA surveillance; poly(A)-dependent snoRNA 3'-end processing. Gene Ontology annotation, cellular component: nucleolus; cytoplasmic exosome (RNase complex); nuclear exosome (RNase complex). Lineage: Eukaryota; Fungi; Ascomycota; Pichiomycetes; Serinales; Metschnikowiaceae. Bases 1 to 738 code for a protein of 245 amino acids. The record is from RefSeq and is a predicted model, not a curated record. The transcript has a single exon.